Molecule: messenger RNA, 931 nt
Organism: Neurospora tetraspora
Lineage: Eukaryota; Fungi; Ascomycota; Sordariomycetes; Sordariales; Sordariaceae
Exons: 1
Coding region: 128-718 (196 amino acids)
Source: RefSeq, a predicted model, not a curated record
AUCUUCCUCCUACAUCAAAAAGUCUUGGCGCCAAGUGUUAGUGUUGACGCUAGGCUGCCUGCAAAACCCUUAACACUACCAAAAUCGCCGUUUUCACGGUCGAUAUCCCAACAACCGCAGCGACGAAAUGACUACGCCUUCGCCCUCUGGGGCCCCCAAACCACCGCCGCCGGCCAUGAUACCGGUUAUUCCCCUGCCGGACACCCUUUGCGUCCCGCCCCCGCCCUCCACGACGGCGCAGUCGGCCAAGAGAGCCCGGACUGCGGACGAGGAAGUCCGUCCCGCCCACGCAACCACCGCCAUCCCUGCUGCUUCCGGCCCCAUUAAGUCCUUCGCUGGACCCUCAUCUCUGAAGCCCUCGCCAAAGCGGAGGUCUACCGCUCCUUCGCCGCCUUCCUCGACACCGAACUCCCCCGUUUCUCCGCCGUCUCGCCCGCUCACGCACGUGAAGCUGACAGCCUCGCACGGACCAUCACCGCCGCCCUGCAGAAAAGUUCUGCUUCACCUCCCUCGCCUCCUCCGGAUUCUACUGCCCCAACAAGCAAAAAGGUCUCCACUUCCCCUACCAGAAAGGGAAAGGGGCCCAUUUCCUUCGCCGAAGCUGCCGCCCGCGGUGCGGAUUCCACCCCCGCCUCCCGCUCUGCUUCCACGUCCCACUCCAGCCUCACCCAUAAGGCUGCCCUACCCCAAAGUGACGGCCGUGUCUUUCUUCGACUAGAUAAAGACUCCCCUUUUGCCAAUACCGACGCCUUUGCUAUUCGCAAAGAGGUUCAGUCUCUUCUCCGCCUCGCCCCCACCGACAUCCCUGGUUGCCACAAGGUCCCCUCUGGUUUUGCCCUCGUGCCCAAGAAUGACACUGUCCGCCAGACCCUCCUGGCCCAUAAAGACGAGAUUGGUGCCCGCUUCGGCUGCGUCCAAGUCGAAGUGCCCA